Messenger RNA from Canis lupus familiaris (dog), 1496 nucleotides. Its product is annotated as olfactory receptor 4D2. The record is from RefSeq and is a predicted model, not a curated record. Bases 25 to 969 code for a protein of 314 amino acids. Gene Ontology annotation, biological process: G protein-coupled receptor signaling pathway. Gene Ontology annotation, molecular function: olfactory receptor activity; G protein-coupled receptor activity. Gene Ontology annotation, cellular component: membrane. The transcript has a single exon. Lineage: Eukaryota; Metazoa; Chordata; Mammalia; Carnivora; Canidae.
GUGUAUGGACUUCUCCAUACCACCAUGGAGCCAGAGAACCUCACGUGGGUAUCAGAAUUUGUCUUCUUGGGACUCUCCCAGACUCGAGAGCUCCAGCUUUUCCUGUUUCUGGUGUUCUUGUUUGUCUACACCACCACUGUCGUGGGAAACCUCCUCAUCAUGGUCACGGUGACCUCAGACACCCGACUCCACACACCCAUGUACUUUCUGCUCCGAAAUCUGGCUGUGCUGGACCUCUGUUUCUCCUCUGUCACUGCCCCAAAGAUGCUGGUGGACUUCCUCUCUGAGAAGAAGACCAUCUCCUACCAGGGCUGCAUGGCCCAGAUCUUCUUCUUUCACUUUCUGGGAGGUGCCAUGGUCUUCUUCCUCUCUGUGAUGGCCUAUGACCGCCUCGUUGCCAUCUCCCGGCCCCUCCACUAUGUCACCAUCAUGAACACUCAGCUCUGUGUCCGACUGGUGGUUGCUGCUUGGGUAGGGGGAUUUGUGCAUUCCAUUUCCCAACUGGCUCUGAUGCUCCCGCUGCCUUUCUGUGGCCCCAACAUCCUGGAUAACUUCUACUGCGAUGUCCCACAAGUGCUGAGACUUGCCUGCACUGACACGUCCCUUCUGGAGUUCCUCAUGAUCUCCAACAGUGGGCUGUUGGAUAUCAUCUGGUUCUUUCUCCUCCUGACCUCCUACUCUGUCAUCCUGGUGAUGCUGAGGUCCCACUCUGGGCAGGCGAGGAGGAAGGCAGCUUCCACCUGUACCACCCACAUCGUCGUUGUGUCUAUGGUUUUCAUUCCAAGCAUUUACCUCUAUGCUCGGCCCUUCACCCCCUUCUCCAUGGACAAGGCUGUGUCCAUCAGCCACACGGUCAUGACCCCCAUGCUCAACCCCAUGAUCUACACGCUGAGGAACCAGGAGGUGCAGGCAGCAGUGAGGAGACUAGGGAGGCGCCGGCUGCUUUGUAAAAGGGAUCUUGGACAAUGAGUAGGUCACUUCUCCCUGGCUUGCUUUUCCAUUUGUGAAAUGGAGGGAGAGCUACUGUUCCUGCUGUCUUCACAGCUUGUGGAUACGUUGUGGAGGUCAUCACAGAAGUGACUGAGUUCUGAAACUAAGCACCUUACUCUGAUUCUUCGGAAAAAGGAACAAGUCCUGUUUGGUGGCUAAGGUUUAUGCUGGAGUUCUAAAACUCCUGCUACAGUGAGAAGUUCUCAUGGCUCCAGAAAGCCACCCUUCUUUUCUCCUUGGUGGAUGGUUUCCCCUUACAAGAAAGGUAUAUCCCCAGUGAGAGCAGUUCUAGUUUACGUGUUUUCCCAGCCACUUUUGGUCUGUGUCCAAACAUGUUAGAGAAAGCACAGGCCUUUGAAGACUUAGCCCUAAACUGGGAGCCCCUGGCCCAUUUGUCACCAGACUGGUGACCUCGGAGAGGCCACCUGGCCUCUCUUGAACUCGUGGAUUCCUCUGCACAGGACUGGCAUGAAGCAAUAUCUGUCCCAACAAUCUCACAGAUUUGU